This is a messenger RNA of Chrysoperla carnea, 1761 nucleotides long. RefSeq names its product protein ERGIC-53 (gene ergic53). Gene Ontology annotation, molecular function: D-mannose binding. Gene Ontology annotation, cellular component: endoplasmic reticulum-Golgi intermediate compartment; COPII-coated ER to Golgi transport vesicle; Golgi membrane. Bases 47 to 1624 code for a protein of 525 amino acids. The record is from RefSeq and is a predicted model, not a curated record. Gene Ontology annotation, biological process: Golgi organization; endoplasmic reticulum to Golgi vesicle-mediated transport; endoplasmic reticulum organization. The transcript is spliced from 8 exons. Lineage: Eukaryota; Metazoa; Arthropoda; Insecta; Neuroptera; Chrysopidae.
GUUAGAGGAUUCUUCAUUAGAUGACAGCAGGGUGUGCGAACACAUCAUGGCUGUGGAUGUGCGAUUUUUCAACUGCUCAAGUUUAUUAGUGAUUUUUUAUAUAUUAACAAAUUUUUUAUUAUGUAGUGCAAAUAUUCCACAUCGUAAAUUUGAAUAUAAAUAUUCGUUUAAACCCCCAUAUCUAGCGCAAAAAGAUGGUACUGUACCAUUUUGGGAAUACGGUGGAUAUACAAUCGCUAGUGCGGAAAAUGUUCGAAUUGUACCAUCGUUAAAAAGUCAAAAAGGUGCAAUAUGGACUGUACAACCAACAAAUUUCGAUUGGUGGGAAGUCGAAAUUGUUUUCCGAAUUACGGGACGUGGUCGAAUUGGAGCCGAUGGAUUGGCUUUUUGGUAUACGUCAAAUAAAGGUGCUUAUGGUGGAGAUGUUUUUGGAUCGUCUGAUAAAUGGAAUGGUUUAGGAAUAUUCUUCGAUUCAUUUGAUAAUGAUAAUAAGCAUAAUAAUCCAUAUAUUUACGCAAUUGUAAAUGAUGGAACGAAAGCUUUCGAUCAUCAAAAUGACGGAAUGACACAAGCAAUCGCAGGCUGUUUACGUGAUUUCCGUAACAAACCAUUCCCAACGAAAGCAAGAAUUGAAUACUAUCAAAAUACUUUAACCGUUUCAUUCCAUAAUGGAAUGACAAAUAACGAACAAGAUUUUGAAAUGUGUUUACGUGCCGAAAAUGUUUACUUACCAAAGAAUGGUUACUUUGGUUUGUCAGCUGCUACAGGUGGUUUAGCGGAUGAUCAUGAUGUAUUCCAUUUCUUAACAACUAGCUUGUAUCCACCUGGCCAAUUUCCAGAUCAUACAGCUGGAGCUGGAACGCCUGUUAACGAAGAAGAGCAAUUGAAAUUAAAUCAGGAAUAUCAGGAUUACCAGAAAAAAUUAGAACAACAGCAAGAUGACUAUCGAAAGGAACAUCCUGAUCAGGUACCAAAACAUAAACAAGAAGAAUUAGAUGAAUGGUAUGAAACAGAUAAUCAACGUGAAUUAAGGCAAAUAUUCCAAGGUCAAUCUUCGAUAUUUGAAUCGAUACGUGAAUUAAAUCGUAAACUAGAUGAAGUUGUUGGACGACAAGAGCGUACACUAAGUUUAUUAUCAGCAACAGCGGGUAGUGUUCAAGUUCCAGUGGGAGGCGGUGUUCCACCUCCACCGGCAGGUGGCGCGGGUUAUGUUGAUACAAUACGUAGACAUGAAGUAGAUGCUAUCUUGACCAAUCAAAAUACAAUUGUUCAGACAGCUCGAGAAAUUAAGAAUUUUGUGACUGAUAUUAAAGCACGAUCCGAUCAAAUUAUAAAUACGCAAGCGCGUCAACCAACAGCUCAAGUUCAAUCAGUUGGCUAUGAUAUGCAAUCAGUUGUAAAUGAAAUGCGUGAUGGAUUGAAUCAUGUUAAACAGAGUAUAAAUUCCGUGGCACAAGUAUUAAAUAGACCUGGUGGUGCACAAGCACAAGUUGCUCCAUGUCCCACACAAUCGUGUGUGUCUGUUACAACAUUCUUAGUCAUUGCAGUUGUUCAAUUGGUUGUUACACUGGGAUAUCAAAUUUACAAGGACAGCAAAAAUACACAAUCAAAGAAAUUCUAUUGAAUGGAAAAAGACUAGUUAAUUGUUGAAAAUUAAAAAAAAAAAUAUUGUUUGAAAUUUUUUUAUAUGAAGCAAAAACUCAUCCUACUUUGUACCAUUUAAGUUCUUCCUUCCUACAAAUAUAUUAAGUAGAAAUUUUU